UCCGAAUCAGAACCGCGACUUGCAAGUUCUGUCCCGUUUUGUGGCUUCUCUCUUCAGUUGUUUGAUGGUGUCCUUCAAAGCGCAGAGUUUCUCAUUUUGGAACUUUGCCUUAUUUUUUUUUUGUUUCUGGGUAUUUUUUGUGUCCUAGCUAAGAAUUCAUUGCUAAAUCCAAUGGCACAAAGAUUCAUGCUCAUGUUUUCUUCUGAGUUUUCCAGUUCUUGUUCUGGUGUGCAGGUGUCGGAGCCACUUUGAGUUAGUCUUUGCGUGUGUUUAAGGGGAGAGUCCAGCUUCUUUCUCCUGCACGUAGAUGCCGAGUUGCCAACAUAAUGAGUUGAAAAUUACUGUUAGUGUUUUACCAAACUUGUUUUUUUUUUUUAAAAACGCCUCUGUGCGUGUAUGUACAUACAACCAUACCUACUGCAAUUUUGUUUUGUUCCCUUUGAAGGAAAAUUUCAAAAAUGUUUCAAAUUCCUGUGGAAAAUCUUGACAACAUCAGAAAGGUACGAAAGAAGGUGAAGAGCAUCCUGGUGGACAUUGGGCUCGACAGCUGCAAGGAGGUGCUGAAGGAACUUAGAGCCUUUGAUCCAGGAGAAAAGUAUUUUUGUAAUACAUCGUGGGGAGAUGUUUCUCUCUGGGAACCUUCUGGAAAGAAAGUGAGGUACCGGACGAAGCCGUACUGCUGCGGCCUCUGUAAGUACUCGACCAAAGUGAUCACCUCCUUCAGAAACCACUUACACCGCUACCAUGAAGAUGAGCUCGACCAGGAGCUGGUGAUCCCCUGCCCGCGCUGCGUGUUUUCCUCCCAGCCCAAGGUGGUGGGCCGGCACUUCAGGAUGUUCCACGCGACUGCCCGCAAAGUGCAGCACCUGCCCGGGGACGUCCUGGGGGAGGCCCGGCCACCCCGGAGUGACGUCGUCAGUUUCACAUGCUUGAAGUGCAGCUUCUCCAACACCCUGUACUACAGCAUGAAGAAGCAUGUGCUGGUGGCCCAUUUCCAUUACCUGAUCAACGCCUACUUUGGCCUGCGAACUGAGGAGACGGAGCACCCCAAAACUGACGAGUCCGCCCCCGAGAAAGCGCCGCCUUCCGACAAGUAUUUCUGUAAGAAGUGCCACGCUGGCGCCAGCAGCCAGGACGCGCUCAUGUACCACAUCCUGACCUCGGACGUGCACAGGGACUUGGAGAACAAGCUCCGCUCAGUGAUCUCGGAGCACGCCAGGAAGGCCGGGCUGCUCAAACAGACGCACAUCGCGCCCAAGCCGGCUGCGCCCCCAGGCAGCAGUGCCCCUGGCCUGCCUGCUGCAGCUCCUUGCUUUCACCUCGCCCUGCCGCCCACUAGCCCGGGCCCGGCUGUUGUCCGGCCCGUGCAGGGCUCGGUCCAGCCUGCGACUGUGGCCCCGGGUGCGUCCGGAAGCCUCGCUUGCUCUCCACCUGCCGGGGCCCAGCCCCAGCCCCAGCCCCGGGUGACGCUGGUCUCCAGCCCCUUGCCGGUGCCCCAGAGCAGCCUGGCCCUGCAGCCCUCGGCGCCCCAGCCCGUCUUCCUUUCCCCUGGAGUCCCACUCGCCCCAUCGACCAACCCCCCCGUGUUGCCUGUGAGCCAGACUGUGGGGCCAGGCGUCCUCCCCAUCGGCCAGGCCAUCCGCCCCGGGGGCCUGCCCCUCAGCCAGCCCGUCGGGCCGGGGGUUCUGUCAGUAAACAGACCAGUCGGAUCUCGUGUCCUUCCCGUUAGCCCCUCGGUCACCCCCGGGGUUCUUCAGGCCGUCUCCCCAGGGGUGAUUUCUGUCAGUCGGACAGUCCCCUCAGGGGUCCUCCCUGCUGGCCAGAUGACCCCUGCAGGGGUCAUCCCUUCGGGACAGACGGCGACUUCCGGGGUUCUCCCUGCUGGCCAGGUAGCGCAGUCAGGGGUUCUCCCCAGUGGACUGACGGCCCCGCCCCGGGUUCUCCCCCCCGGCCAGACGGUCCCCCUGAGGGUCCUCCCUCCUGGCCAGGUGGUCCCGCCGGGACUCCUUUCUCCCAGCCAGACUGUGGCGCCGGCGGUUCUCCCUGUGAGCCCAGGUCUGGGCUCUGGUGUCCUUCAGCUCAGCCAGCCCGUCGUGUCUGGCGUUCUUCCCGUAGGCCAGCCAGGGAGGCCCGGGGUCCUGCAGCUGAGCCAGCCCAUGAGCCCCGGCAUGCUGCCAGCCGGGCAGCCCGUGCGCCCUGGCACCUCUCAGGGCACUGCUUUCCUCACCUCGGGCUCCAUCCUCAGACAGCUCAUCCCCACCGGCAAACAGGUGAAUGGCAUCCCCACAUACACGCUCGCCCCAGUGUCAGUCACCUUGCCUGUGCCCCCUGGGGGCGUGGCCACCGUGGGGCCCCCCCAGGUGCCCAUCCAGCUCCUGCAGUCUGGCACAGCUGCGCAGAUGGCCAGUCCGGUGGCAGGUGUGCCUUCGCCGCCGGUGGUGAGCGCCCCCCAGGUCCCGUCCGCGCAGGCCUCUUCCUCGGCGGUGGAGGUGAGCCCGGCACUGAAACAGGCGAAGCAGUGGAAGACGUGCCCCGUGUGCAACGAGCUCUUCCCAUCCAACGUCUACCAGGUGCACAUGGAGGUGGCCCACAAGCACAGCGAGGCUAAGGCCGCUGAGAAGCUGGAGCCGGAGAAGCUGGCGGCCUGCGCGCCCUUCCUCAAGUGGGUGCGGGAGAAGACGGUGCGGUGCCUGUCGUGCAAGUGCCUGGUGUCCGAGGAUGAGCUGAUGCGUCACCUUCUGCUGCACGGCUUGGGCUGCCUCUUCUGCCCCUGCACCUUCCAUGACCUCCGAGGCCUGGCGGAGCACAGCCGGACCAUGCACCUGGGCAAGAAGAAGCUGCCCGUGGACUACAGCAACCGAGGCUUCCAGCUGGACAUCGACAGCAACGGCAGCCUGCUCUUCCCGCACCUGGACUUCAUCACCAUCCUGCCCAGGGAGGCACUGGGUGAGCGGGAGGUCUACCUGGCCGUGCUGGCCGGGAUCCAUUCCAAGUCGCUGGUGCCCGUGUACAUCAAGGUCCGGCCCCAGGGCGAGGGCGCGCCCGGGAGCCCCCGGCCGGCGCUGACUUGCCCCUUCUGCUUUGGCUCCUUCGUGACGCCCGAGGCCUACGAGCUGCACCUGAAGGAGAGACACCACAUCACACCCACUGUCCACACCAUCCUCAAGUCCCCAGCCUUCAAGUGCAUCCACUGCUGUGGCGUCUACACUGGCAACAUGACCCUGGCGGCCAUUGCCGUCCAUUUGCUGCGCUGCAGAAGCGCCCCCAAGGACAGCAGCUCCGACCUCCAGGCCCGGCCGGGCCUCGCGGAGGACAGUGAGCUGCUCUGGGUCAACGGCGAGGGGACGCCGGACUCUAGCCUCACUGCCAAGAGGAAGCUGCCUGAUGGCCACCUUGGGGCUGAUGACCAGAGGGUGGGGGAGGAGCGGCCCCUGCUCAUCCACAUGGAGGCCACCCCCCCAGAGAAGGGGGCGGCGCCUCCCAAGAGACAGAGGAGCGAGAGCCGGACAGAGGGGCCGCCAGCCAGCGAAGACCCUCUUCAGAUUUUAGCAUUGAACCCUAAGAAAUACGAGGACCGUUCCUAUGAAGAGAAGAAGCAGUUUCUCAGAGAUUAUUUCCACAAGAGACCUUACCCCAGCAAAAAGGAAAUAGAACUGCUGUCCUCCCUCCUGUGGGUGUGGAAAAUUGACGUGGCCUCGUUUUUUGGAAAAAGAAGAUAUAUUUGCAUGAAAGCAAUAAAAAAUCACAAGCCUUCUGUUCUUCUAGGCUUUGAUAUGUCUGAACUUAAACACGUCAAACACAGAUUGAACUUUGAGAAUGAAUCACAAGACUUGUAAAAAAGCGUUAAGGAAUUUAAAAUAGAUAGUUUUUUCAAUUGAGAUUUAUUUUCUUCACUGUACGUUGAACUAAUCAAUUUCAGUGGUCUUUAUGCUGCUCUUUAGAAUUACUUCAGGUGCUCGGAGAGACUUCUGCGUCAGAAGUGAACAGUUCUUUCAGAUGUAUUGUUUCAUGCAGUUUGAUUUUGUAACACUUUUAGUUUCCUCUGUCGUGUAAAUUAAAUAUUUUGAUACUCAUGCACGCUUGUUUUCCCAUAGGGUCAGUGUCGUAUCAUAAAAGACUGAAAUCAGCAUGUGUUUCUUUCAUUUAAGGAAACCCCACUUGUUUCAGAAAACUCGAUUAGGAGAAAAGCUCCAGGCCCCUUCAGGCGGGCCUGGGUCCAGCGCUGGGAUCCCGUGCGGUGUGACUUAGGCCGAGGUCUCCCGACAGGUGUGCUCACUUGAUUAGCAUUUUGUAUUACUUUAUUUUUCAGGUUUGUCCAGUUUGUUCCCCCCCACGACUCAUGGAAAACCAUGUUUCCAUUUGCUGAUAGACUGAAGCUGAGGCUGGUGCGCCGUGGCCCAUAGUUAUUCCACAAAUAAAGUCACUGUAGGUGCAGAAGCACUCCCCACUGCAGGCUCCCCCUCUGACGCGUGACGAGUCGUUUCCCAGCCAGAGGUAAGACGAGAGGUCAUUCGGGGUUCAGAAGAAACACAGAACACUCUCUGCCCAGCUUGGCUGCCCACAAAACCGCGGGAAGGGCCUGAGCCUCGGAGGGGGCAUCUUCCGGGUCUGUGGUCAGUACUGGGUGCGGAGCCCGGCUUUCCUGGGUGGCCAGGUCUCUAGGGGCCCAGUUGGGCCGGACCCGCUUCCACAGCGGGUGGGCACGGCCCAGCUUUGGGGGCGAGGGUGCGCGGGGGACCCAGUGGCUCAGGUAAUGGGAAGGGCUGCUAACUGGCGGCCCGCGUGCCCGUGUCCAGCGGCGGUCAGACCUUAGUUUUUCACACAUUAUGGGAUAAAGCAUGGGCGGUGGAAACUGGCCAGUUCAGGCUGGAGGGGUCUUGCUGGUGCUGCGCUGCAUCGGCCCGGGGGCCUUCGGCCGGGCUGUGGGGACGGGAAUGCUCUGCCGGGUUGUAAGAAUCGGCUUGCGCGUCUGCCGUAAGGUGCGUUUUCUGAGGCGGUUGUGAAACUAGUCGUGGUUGGUGUGCUCUGUUCUAAGUUCAAAAAGACCUUCUGGAGUUUAUUUUUUUUACCUAUUUUCAGAGUGCCUGUUUUGAAUUAAAUUUGUUAUUCCACUGCAAACAGAAUGUUCGAUUCUUUCAAUGUCUCUGACCCGUCGGAAUAGUCUGGAUGUGGAAGCGAACACAUUCGUUUUCCAAAAAACCGUUGUCGUGAAUAUCGUCCGCGUAACCAGAAGGGCUGGAUUCGUGGCCAGCGUCGCGGACGGGCGUGGCCAGAGGCUCCUGCGCACCCCG
Molecule: messenger RNA, 5291 nt
Organism: Talpa occidentalis (Iberian mole)
Lineage: Eukaryota; Metazoa; Chordata; Mammalia; Eulipotyphla; Talpidae
Gene: ADNP2
Product: ADNP homeobox 2
Exons: 3
Coding region: 459-3836 (1125 amino acids)
Biological process (GO): regulation of gene expression
Cellular component (GO): nucleus
Molecular function (GO): DNA binding
Source: RefSeq, a predicted model, not a curated record